GUCCAGGCAUGACUAUAAAUGUCACGCUUCAGAGCAUGGAAAAGCAUUCCUAGCAAUGGCCAUGUGGAAUUUUCCUGCAGAAAUUUGAGCAGGAAGUGGAGAGCAAGGAUCUCUUCACUGCUGUUGACUAAACAUAUGCUGUCCAUAUGUUGGAUGCAUCAACUAGCUGGGGCCACGGAAAAGCUGCAAUAGCUUCAGCUUGAUUUUUCUGCUAUCCAGAAUGAGCAUAGUAUCAUGGGUGCUGAAUUAAAGAAGAAGAAACACAUGGAGACAGGCAGUCAUGCAGGGAUGAAACCAUUUCGGAAGUGAUAGUGGUAAUUCAAGAAAUCUUUAGUGAUGGCUUCAGGCUCCACUUCCCAGACCUUUGUUCUUUCAAGCAAAGUUUAUUCUUUCACAUGAUGGACUCUGUUAACCAUACACACACAAAGUUCUUCUAUAACUAACCUGAACCUUUGACUUUAAAUGCGCUGCCAAGUCCUUUACAAGCCCCUUUCUCUAGAAGGAGAAGAUACUUUAUACUCAGUAAUGGAGCGAAACAACAACAAUGUAGAAGAUUUUUCCCUGAAUGUUUUUUCUGUCACUCCUUGCCAGCCAAACAGAUCUGAUGCCCUGGUGUCAGAUGGGGAUAAAGCUGGCACCACUCUGCUCUUUUCAGGUGUGUUUUUGGGGCUGGUGGGGAUCACUUUCACGGUGAUGGGAUGGAUAAAAUACGAUGGCAUUACUCACCUGGAGUGGACUCAGUUACUAGGGCCUAUUCUGCUGUCUGUCGGGGUUACUUUUAUUCUGAUUGCUGUUUGUAAAUUUAACAUGCUUACAUGCAAGCCCUGUAAAGAAAGAGAGGAAAAUACGUCGGAACUUGACCAGGCUGCAAGCGGACAGUCCUUUGUCUUCACUGGCAUUAACCAGCCUAUAACUUUCCAUGGUGCCACAGUGGUACAGUACAUCCCUCCGCCGUACCCGUCCCAGGAAGGCGCUGCCGUCAGUCCCGGCUACCUUCACCCAGUGCUCAGCUGCUGCGGUGCUGCUCCCGCCAGCACCUCGCCGGGUCUCACCUCGGCUUCUCCUCACUUCUGCCCUGCCUACGCCCUGGACAACCUGGCUUUUACUGGAGAUGAGAACUACACUGCUUAUCCUGCAGAGAAUUCCAGGAAUCAGAGGUCAGAAGACAGUUCUGAUGAACCAGAAGGACUGCUGGAAGACUAUGCCUGUAAUAACUUGUCACCUCCACGUUAUGAGGAAAUAUACCCUUUUUCUUUAUAA
Molecule: messenger RNA, 1260 nt
Organism: Serinus canaria (Common canary)
Lineage: Eukaryota; Metazoa; Chordata; Aves; Passeriformes; Fringillidae
Gene: TMEM174
Product: transmembrane protein 174
Exons: 2
Coding region: 463-1260 (265 amino acids)
Source: RefSeq, a predicted model, not a curated record